Messenger RNA from Paramecium pentaurelia, 645 nucleotides. The record is from the annotation of a GenBank genome assembly. NCBI's taxonomy places the organism in Eukaryota, Ciliophora, Oligohymenophorea, Peniculida, Parameciidae.
AUGUUUUAUAAGACUGUUUCUGAUAAAAAAUGCACCCCCUCUCCUUUACGUAAAUGCUCUCAAUAUCACAUUCCAAAUACAUACUUUUCAACUAUGAAACAACCUAUAGAGAGAUCAUUCGAACCCAUUGAGAAAUAAAAAACAUUAACUGAUGAAUAACAAGAAAUCUAAAAAUUGAAUUAAAUUAUUGAAUAAAUGAAGGAUGAAAAUACUAAAUUACGUUCUGCAUUGUAAUAAUAAAAUCAAUAAUUUUUAUAUGAAACAUAGCAGUUAAAUUAACAAAUAGUCAAUAUGUAAUUAGAAUAACAAUCACUCAAAUAGUCUUUAAUAGAUAGAACAUAACAAAAUAAUAAGAUGAUUUAAUAUAUUGAAGAGUUAUCAAAUUAAUUUAAACAUCUUCAAAUUUAAUAUUAAGAUGCAUAUCUAUAAUUGCAAUAGGCAGAAAUCUAUAACAAUUAAAUAAUGUUACUUUAAAAAGAAUUAAAAGGUAAAGAGGAUGAAAUUGAAAUACUAAAAAAUGAACUACAAAUUCCUACUAAAAUCAAUACUGAAUAAUCAGAAAAUCAAUUAAUAUUUGAUUUUCUUAAAAAUGUUAAAUAAUAAUAUACUGAUGAUGAAUGUAGAUCACUAUAUUUAUAUGAUUGA